Messenger RNA from Rotaria sordida, 1452 nucleotides. Lineage: Eukaryota; Metazoa; Rotifera; Eurotatoria; Philodinida; Philodinidae. The record is from the annotation of a GenBank genome assembly.
AUGAAUAACUGUUCGUUAAAUAUUAUUGAAUAUAGUCAACUUGUUUCAGUACAAAAACGUCAUACAAAUACAUAUACAUUUGUAUUAUUGAAUGCUCGUAUUUGUCAUCUUUUAACAGUUUCACAAUGUGAAAUUUUAUAUGCACCAUCAUUAUUAAAUAUUAAUAAUAUUUCAACAACAAUUGAUCCAUUAGAUAGUUUUUUUCGUCGUUAUAUUGAAACAAUGAAUCAUAAUGAAUGUGAAAAAUAUUCAAAUGAAGUACGACGAAAAUUUAUUUUAUUUAUUAUUGGAAUUAUUUUAUCUGUUCUUGUUAUUCUAUUAAAUACAAUUGUAACAUUAACUAUAUUAAAUUCAACAAAAUUACGUUCAUUAAUAACAAAUAUCUUUUUAUUAAAUUUAUCUAUAGCUGAUUUUUUAAGUGGUUGUUCAUUUCUUUAUCCAUGUGUUAUGAAUAUUCUUGUUGAAUAUGCUGUUGUUAAUUAUAAUUCUAUAUUAUUCACACGUUUAAAUUUAAUACGAAAUAAUUAUUAUAUUUGUUUAAUAGCAUAUGCUUUUAUUAUGUCUGGUAUGUUAAUGUCUGUAUCAAUUUUAUUAUCAAUAUCAAUUGAUAAAUAUAUUUAUAUAUUUAAACCAUAUUCAUAUCAAAAAACCAUAACAAAACGUCGUUGUUUAUUAUGGAUAUCAAGUUUAUGGUUAAUUUCAAUUUUUAUCGGUCUUUUACCAUUACUUGGUUGGAAUAAAAUGAAACGUUGUUCAUCAUCAAAACAAGGUUUAUGUUCAAGUAAUACUUGUCUUAUUGAUCGAGUAUUUACAACAAGUUAUUGUUCUUUAUUUGCAACAAUAAGUCUACUUGCUGCUAUUGUCAUAUUAUAUGUAUAUGUUCGAAUAUUUUUUAUUGCAAGAGAUCAUUUAAUGAGAAUUGAACGUUUAAGAUCUGAAUGUUCAUCAUAUGAACAACCAUCAACACCAGCAACAACAAUUACAUUACUUACACCAAAUAAAAUAAGUGAUGAAAAAGAUUUACAACGAUGUUUUUCAUUAUCAUGUUCAAUUAUACAACGUUCCCAGGAUGGUCGAGAACGAACAGGUCUUUUUCGUGUAAAUAUUCGUCGUAGUUUACGUGCACUUCGUACAUUACUUGUACUUCUCGUUGGAUUUUAUCUUUGUUGGUUACCUUUAUUAAUCUAUUUAUUAAGUCAUACAUGGAUGGAUUUUAAAAAUAAUUUAAUUAUUCAUGUACUUAUACUUAUAGCUAAUGUUAAUUCAUUAGUUAAUCCAAUUGUUUAUGCAUAUCGUUCAAAACAAUUUCGUAUUGAAUUAUGGAAUGGAACAAUUGGAAAAUGUUGUAUUAAUCAUCAAUAUCGUCCUCAUCCAUCACCAGCAGCAACAGUUGCUGCUGCUAUAGCAUGUAAAAGAGUUCAUCUUUUACCAUCGAUUAAAUCGGCUAUUUGA